CGUUAGCUUCAAAUGCUACCAGUUCACAUGACGAGAUACGGUCUUCAGUGUGCGGCGGUGCCCGACAUUUAACCGCGCUUGGUGUUGGUUUCCACCAGCAGGCCUUACUUUAACAACCACUAAAGAACCCUUUUCUCUAAUUACCAGACAGCGCAAGCGCCAACAACAACAGCAGGGACGAGAGCGACACCUCAGAUUUAGUAGCUAACUGUGCGUGAAAUCAAGUGCAGUUCGCAGUGCGCCGUGAAGACCCACCUGCGCCUGUAGGGCGUCGCAACACCACCUCUCCGGGCUUUUCUCUGUGCUCUGCUGGGAUACAAGAAAAGUAAAUUCUGCUCUGGUGGUGUGAUCUCUCUCGAAAGAUGAAACUCUCUCACGCUUUGGCCGCUGUCAUCGUUGCCUGGUGUGCAGUUUUAGGUUGCAUUCAGGCUGUUAGUCUCGAGGUGAAAGAGGGAAACUCCACCUGCAUUAAGACUGAGCUCUUUGCAUCAUUCUCCAUCACAUACAACACCUCCAACAGCACGAGGACCGUGCCGGUCUCUCUGCCUGAUUCUGCCACAGUUGACGCAGGCAGCAGCUCGUGUGGGACAGACGGCAGCUCACCGUGGCUGGUGGCGACAUUCGGACCUGGCCAUGCGCUGGGGCUGAGCUUUUCAACCAAUGGGAGUCUAUACAGUGUGGCUAACCUGACACUGCAGUACAACCUCAGCGACACGUCAGUCUUCCCCGGGUCCAACAGCUCCGAUGUGGUCACUGUGGUGUCAUCUUCAGUUGGGAUCUGGGCAACAGUCAACACCACCUACUGCUGCUUAAGCCCCACCACUUUUCCACUUGGUGGAGCAAAUGUCACUUUUUCAAAUAUGAGGCUGGAGGCGUACAUGCCAGAAAAUGACCUCAGUCCAAGAGAAAGUGUAUGUAUGGCAGAUCAGGCCAGUACCACAGCUCCACCCACCACUGCCACAUCUGCAACAACAACUGUACCUCCAGCACCGACCCCUCCAGGAUCACCUGAACGGGGCAUCUACUCUGUAAACAACAGCAAUGGCACAGUGUGUCUCUUGGCCCAAAUGGGACUGCAGCUCAAUGUCUCGUAUUUUUCUCAGUCUCAGAAUAAGACUGUCCAAGCAUUAGUAAACCUGAAUCCCAAUCUGACAAGUUCAUCAGGAUCAUGUGAAGCCAGCAGUGCUAGCUUGAUUUUGACACAGGAGCGAACCACCACGCUCAGCUUCACCUUCGCUCUGAACUCCACGGGCAACAAGUACCACCUCAGUGCGAUAACUCUGCUUGCCAACUGGUCUGAUAUGACUGCCCCCCUCUCAGCCAGUAACACCAGCCUCGACUACCUGCGGAGUACACUUGGCCACUCCUACAAGUGCAGUGCAGAGCAAAUCCUGGCUGUGGUGCCAGCCUUCUCUCUCAACACAUUCAGACUGCAGGUCCAACCCUUUGGCGUCACCACCAGCCAGUUUGCUACAGCGGAGGAGUGUCAGAUGGACAAAGACCAGAUGCUCAUCCCCAUUGUUGUCGGAGCAGCUCUUGCCGGCCUGGUGUUGAUUGUCCUCAUUGCAUAUCUAAUAGGCAGAAAGAGGAACCAUGCUGGAUACCAGACCAUCUGAAUGGAUUCUUCAUUUAACUUAAACCUGACAGACUGAAUGAUGGAAAGAUGAACCCGAGUGUGUGAGUGAGCAAGUAAAAAGACUGUGGACACGAGCAUGAGUGAGUGGAAGCAGUUGUUAUUCUUUGAAGGGUGCAUGUUUUGGCCUAUCCCAUGUGACCUAUUGGAUAUUUUAUUCUCCUUUCACUUUCUCUGUGAGAUGUCAAUGAGAAGCCAAAGACUUGCUAACUUUGGAUGGUGUGCAUCUUGAUGAAGCCAGAUGGGACUUCACGAGAGUCGAGGGAGGCAGUUUGAAUUUGCUGUUGCAAGUUCACCUUUCUGUUCAUUCCUGCUUCACUAUGUUCUAAGAAUUAGUUGAAAAAUUUUGCUUGAACUGCUGUUUGUUGUUUUUAGCUUUGUAAUUAUUUAAUAUCCCAUGCAAUUAAGGAUGCAGAGGGAGAGCCAAAUGAAAUGUAGGAAAAAAAAGAUGAAGUUCCAAUGGCUUGUCCACUGUUGGUUAAAAGUUUAAAAACAGAAAAGAAAAAAAGAUGCCUGUACAUGUAAAUACAUUUCAAGUUACACAAUUCUUUGAACAUAAAAUAAUCCCAGUGACUCUAAGAAAAGGGAAAGCUUCUUGUUCAUCUUUUCCAAUCAUAUGUUUCUAUGUUGGAGGAAAAACCAGAACUGAUCCAAUAGUGUAGUAAGGCACAGUUUAAUCAAACUAAUUAAACAGAGUCUGGUAAUUGUGAUGGUAAAAACAGGAAUCUGCUGCUUUGUGUAAUCAGUGAGUCGGUCCAGCCAUAUUGCUGCGCUGCAAUACUAAAAUGCAUUCAACAUUGCCAGUGAACAGGCGCAUGGGUUAAUUUUCUAUUAUUGCCCCCCCCCAAAGAAAUGUUGAUAUGAAUUGUAGUAAUUUGAACUUUUAUUUUUAUAGAAAAUGGUUUGAUCUCAUUCUCUAUCAUGCAUCUUACUUAAAGUUAAAUAAAAAUCUUUAAAGUCCA
This is a messenger RNA of Scatophagus argus, 2595 nucleotides long. It is a transcript of the gene lamp1a, whose product is annotated as lysosomal associated membrane protein 1a. Gene Ontology annotation, cellular component: membrane. The transcript is spliced from 9 exons. Lineage: Eukaryota; Metazoa; Chordata; Actinopteri; Scatophagidae. Bases 363 to 1616 code for a protein of 417 amino acids. The record is from RefSeq and is a predicted model, not a curated record.